Molecule: messenger RNA, 707 nt
Organism: Cryptomeria japonica (Japanese cedar)
Lineage: Eukaryota; Viridiplantae; Streptophyta; Pinopsida; Cupressales; Cupressaceae
Product: cytochrome c oxidase subunit 6b-3
Exons: 4
Coding region: 127-384 (85 amino acids)
Cellular component (GO): respiratory chain complex IV; mitochondrion
Source: RefSeq, a predicted model, not a curated record
AAAGAGAACAAAAAUAAAAUAACUGACUCUCCAUUACAUUUGAAAGAAACGUCAAAAUUCUUUAUAGAACUUAUUCGAUUGCAAACGCAUUCGCGGCGGGAGCUGUAAAUUUCAGGGGUGAUCGUAAUGGCAGAGGUCGAGCAAAGAAUUUUACAGAUUGAAGACAUAAAGACAGCACCGGCAGAUUUCCGUUUUCCCACUACAAAUCAAACAAGGCACUGCUUUACUCGUUAUAUCGAAUUCCACAAGUGCCUUGCAGCAAAAGGUGAAGGUGCUCCUGAAUGUGACAAAUUUGCUAGGUUCUAUCGAUCUCUUUGUCCAAGUGAAUGGGUUGAAAGGUGGAAUGAACAGAGGGAAGCUGGUACAUUUCCUGGACCUUUAUGAUGUGAUCAUUUGGACAUCAUAUUUUGCAUUUUUGAAAAUGCUAUAAUUUGUUUUUAAAUAUGCUAUAAUCUGAGGAGAUUUUUAAUAAUUUGCAUAUAUUGUUUUAAAGACAUCCUUGACAUUAAAGUUCAUGAAAUGAUACUAUCUAAAUGAAGAAACUGACUACAUCAGUAUGGAUUGAUCAAACUUCUAUGCUCACCAAGUUGCACUGGCACGAGCCUUCAAUGUUCAUUUGAAGCCUUCAAUGUGCUUUCAAUGUUCUUUUGAAAUUUUGCUAUAGAUUGGAUUCAUGACAAGAUUAUAUCAUAGUAGCAUUUUAUUUA